AUGCGCCUCGCCCUCUCCCAGCAAGACGUCUUCGUCGGCGGCUACCACAGUGCUCACCGCCGCGGCGAGGUGAGCCACGGCAUCCUUGCGCUCGUCUCCAUCAUCUGCGGCGGCGGCUCGCUCUCCAUACCGUGGGCGAUGGCCAAGAGCGGCCUCGCACUCGGCCUCGCGAUCCUGACCGCGUCCGCGACGCUGAGCGGGAUGGGCGUGCACUUCCUUCUCGGCGGAGCACGCCGCGCCGGCGGGCUGCGCACGUUCGACGAGGUGCUCGAGGCGGCACUUGGGCCUUGGGCGCGGGCGCUGACCGUGUGGUCGGUCGUCAUCACGUGUUUCCUCACGCUCGUCGCCAACUCGCUCCUCCUCCGCCAGCUGGCGGCGCCGCUCGCCUCCCAGUUUGUGCUGGGCCGGCCGAUGGCGCGGUCGGAGCAGGUCCUGCUCGGCUCGUGCCUCGUCCUUGCGGUGGUGCCUCUCACCUUCAUGACGACCCUCAACUCGCUGCGGCACGUGUCGCUCCUCUCCGUCACGAGUGUGGUCGGCCUCGUCGGCGUGCUCGCCUACGAGGGCCUCUCCUGCCCCGCGCCCCCCGAGAGCCUGACCAGCAACCAAUCGGCGGUUGUCCUGCGCAAGCCGUCACGCAGGCGCAUGACCACGAUGGUGGUCGGUGCCUUCUCCAUCGCCUUUGCACUCUACGCGGUGGCAGGCCUCGCGGGUAUCGCGUACGGGCGCUGCACGGAGCAGCCGGUCACGUCCAACGUGCUGGCGAUGUUCCCGGAGGGUGACGGGCUCGCGUCGCUGCUGCGCCUCCUCCUCUCGGUCGUCCUCCUCCUCUCCCUCCCGCUCAUCUGCCUGCCGCUCUCGCCGCUGCUCGGGGCGCGGCUCCUGGGCAGCGAGGCGGCCGCCGACGCGGACGGCGCCGACCACGGCGAUUACGACUCCUGCGGCUCGAGCGUGGGCGGCUCGAGCGUCGGGGAGGUGUUCCGGGUGAAAGAGGAGGUGGGUGACCUGCCGCUCGCCACGCGCGUCGUCCUCUCCUCCUGCAUCAUGGGCCUCUCGCUCGCCUGCACCGCCAGCGUGGACGACGUGUCCGUCGUGUGGGGCUUCCUCGGCUCGACGUGCGGCGUGCUGCUCUCGUACGUCCUUCCCGCGGCGUCGUACCUGCUGCUGCGGCGCGUGCCCACGCGGACCGCCCAGUCGUCCUCCGUGCCCAGACGCAAGCUCGCGGCGGCACUGUUGCUCGCCAUCGGGCUGGUGCUGAUCCCGGUCUGCGUGUACAACACCGUCGUCACGAGCCUCUGA
Molecule: messenger RNA, 1296 nt
Organism: Emiliania huxleyi CCMP1516
Lineage: Eukaryota; Haptophyta; Isochrysidales; Noelaerhabdaceae
Exons: 5
Coding region: 1-1296 (431 amino acids)
Biological process (GO): amino acid transmembrane transport
Molecular function (GO): amino acid transmembrane transporter activity
Source: RefSeq, a predicted model, not a curated record